AUGGAGCCCGAUCCGCGCACAAAUGGGACCACCGUGCUUCCCACCAGCCUUGCCGAUAUCAUCAUACGCGGUACCAUUGGCCAAUUGCCUCCGUAUGAACGCCGAAGUACAGUCUGGACCGUAGAGCAACUCAACGUCCCUUCGUUUCCCGAAAAUUCUAAACAUGAUGGUGCCCACGGGCAACAACUCUUCUCUAGUAGUGUCUUCGUCAAUUUGUGCCACGAUCUUGGGUCUUGCUGCUUCGUCUGCUUUAUGAAUACUUGCGGGGGGUUCUGCUGUGUAGCGAUGAAACCUGUUGUUGUUGUAGGAUUGUAUGACGCUUGGGUUGCGGACGAAGGGAACGGGUUGCCAUUGCUGAACAACGGAGAAAUGGCUGCUGGUUAUUCUGAAACCCGAACCUGGGCCCUUUUAAAAAUAAGCGGGGAUGGGUUGCCAUUGGCGAUAACGAGGAAAUGUCAGCUGCUGCCACGAUGGGUUGCUGGUCCAGGGCCAGCGGGCCCGAGGCUGAAGGCGGCGAGUCGUAGUAAUAGCGUUUGCGUACAAACGGCCGACUAUCUUGUUGUCGUCGUCGUCCAGCACCGCAGUCCUCUGACGACGGCGGCGGCGGGACGACGCCCUGAGGGGGCCGUCCCAGGAUGUGGCGUCCUCGCCGGCGGCGUGCUUGAAGUAGGCGUCCUUGGCUUUCCGGUCCCAGGACUUGCGAUGCCAGUCCCCGUGGAGCCACCAAGCCGGUUGGGUAGAACCCAGGAGCUCCGCUUAGGGUGGUCCCAACGGCGGGCCCUUUUGCAUCUUGGACUCCGUGUGCCUUGGGUCGUACAUCGGCCUUUUGCCCGGGUCUUGGGCCCGGCGCCUGUCUUCUGCGUGAAACAACGGGGCCUGGGCAGGCGGGACAUUGUCGUCGUAUCAAACGUCUCUGAGUCAAACUUCGAAGGACCACUGCUCCAAAAAUAUCAGAGGUCGCGUCCAACUGGGACAACCCUUGUAUGUUUGUUUAAAAAUGCAAUGCACUUCACUCACCAAGCCACCAGGCCCCAAGCCAUCUGGGAUCCUCCAAAGGGUUGUACCACUGAGAUCCCCAGGCCACAAACAAAAAAUGCCAUGAAAAUUGUGAACAUCCCCUCCAGGGCAUCUUCUCCCUGGACAUCUGGACAGGUUGUUGAGUUACUGGACCUGGACUCUGUGCUGCACAGUGAAGUGCUCUUUGAUGAUAUCCUUUUGGUCUCUGUGGAAGGACGAUUUUUGAAUAGUUUCCAAGAUCACCUUCCUGCUUUCUACAGAAGCUCAACUUGCUCAACUUCCAAAACAGGUGGUUCUUCCUCUUCUAGUGCAUCCAGUGGUUGUGAUGGAGGUGGUGACACCUGGUGGACAUUUGGUGUAACUGAUGUUUAUCUUCCUGGGUCAUUGGCAACCCUGCAAAGGAAGAACGGUGCUGCAUUAUUUUGCAUGAUGCCUGAGGACUUCAUCUUCCGUCAGCUCUUUGACUCAGAGAGCUGCACAUACACGUACUUGAUAGCAGAUGGCGCCAGUGGGCAAGCGGUGAUAAUCGAUCCAGUCAUACAGAAAGUUGACCGGGAUUUGCAGCUGGUCGCUGACCUGGGAUUGACCUUGAUUUACGCUGCCAAUACCCACGUUCAUGCUGACCACAUCACGGGUUCGGGUAAAAUGAAGACCAGGUUGCCUGGGUUGAAAAGUGUCCUUUCUGAAGCCAGCGGAGGAGACGCUGAUUUGUUUCUAAAUCACGGAGACGUUUUGAACGUUGGGAGCAUUGAAAUUGAGGUUCGAGCGACACCUGGUCAUACGAAC
This is a messenger RNA of Notodromas monacha, 1803 nucleotides long. The record is from the annotation of a GenBank genome assembly. Lineage: Eukaryota; Metazoa; Arthropoda; Ostracoda; Podocopida; Cyprididae.